Messenger RNA from Pelodiscus sinensis (Chinese soft-shelled turtle), 614 nucleotides. NCBI's taxonomy places the organism in Eukaryota, Metazoa, Chordata, Testudines, Trionychidae. The record is from RefSeq and is a predicted model, not a curated record.
ACAACAUGGCCGCCUUCGGGGUGGACCCGGCUCGGGUGAUGCUCUUCGGCCAGUGUGCCGGGGGUUCCUCAGUCGGCUUCCACCUCCUCUCUCCCGGAAGCCGGGCCCUCUUCACCCGCGCCGCGCUGCAGAGCGGGGCCCCGACAGCCCUGUGGGUUUGGAGUUCACUCGAGGAGGCCCAAGAGAGAAGCCGGCGGCUCGGCCAGCUGCUGGGCUGCACCGAAAGCAACGACACCGCCCUGGUGAGCUGCCUGCAGGCGAAGGAUCCUGGAGAGUUCCCCAAACACGAGCUCUCCGUCUUGUACUACCGGGAUCUACUGGAGUUCCCUUUUUUGCCCACCGUAGAUGGGGAUUUUCUCCCUGAUACACCACCCAGACUCCUGCAGGCCCAGCACGGCCAAGCUAUCCCUAUCUUGACCGGCAUAAAUGCCAACGAAGGCUCCUACAUUCUCCUCUACGCUCUCCCCAGCCUCGGCGUGGAGAACACCAGCGCCAUUGGCUGGGAGCAUCUGCUGCAGGCGGUGAGGCUGAUAGUGCCCAGAGCCCCAGAAGAAACUAUCCGGGCCGUGGCCCAGCGGUACAUCCAGGAAGUGGAGGGGCAGGGUAAGGCACAG